Molecule: messenger RNA, 1362 nt
Organism: Uloborus diversus
Lineage: Eukaryota; Metazoa; Arthropoda; Arachnida; Araneae; Uloboridae
Product: small conductance calcium-activated potassium channel protein-like
Exons: 1
Coding region: 157-1362 (401 amino acids)
Biological process (GO): potassium ion transmembrane transport
Cellular component (GO): neuronal cell body; plasma membrane; neuron projection
Molecular function (GO): calmodulin binding; small conductance calcium-activated potassium channel activity
Source: RefSeq, a predicted model, not a curated record
CACCUGUGGCCGCCUCACGCGAGGCUCGGCCUCAGCUCCCGCCUCGAGCACUCGUUCCUGACGAAGACCGUCUCGCGGGAGAGCGUGGCUGCCGCAUCCCUGCGGCAACUGUACCGGGAAGGUGGCAACGAGUUCGCCGAGAUCGCCGCCGAUUCCAUGCGGGUCAAUGGCGCCAUCCGCCAGUUCAAGCAGCUCCGCAAGCCCACGGGUUACACGUCCUCGACAGCGUCCCUUGAGCGAGCCUCGUCCAUGAAGGGCCAGAACUCGACGGACAGCGAGACGGCGGCCAUCGCGCUGGUCGGCGUCACCUCGGAGCAGCCCGCGGCCGCCGACGAUGCGGCCAAGAAGAAGGCCGCCGGCUUCCACAAGCCCAGCGUCGGAUACCGGCUCGGCCGGCGUAAGGCGCUCUUUGAGAAGCGGAAGCGCAUUUCCGACUACGCCCUCGUCAUGGCCAUGUUCGGCAUCGUCAUGAUGGUCGUCGGGAACGAACUGUCCGCUGCCUUAGUCUACAACAAGGCCUCUGUAUUUUCUACUGCUGUGAAAACAUUGAUCUCCGUCUCCACGCUUAUGCUAUUAGGUCUUAUAGUUGCCUACCAUGCCCUUGAAGUACAGCUGUUUAUGAUCGACAACUGUGCCGACGACUGGAGAAUUGCGAUGACCCCCCAACGGAUCUCGCUAAUCUUCCUCGAGUUGGCCGUCUGCGCCGUCCAUCCCAUACCUGGGGAAUACUAUUUCACGUGGACCACCAAACUGGCUAAUCAGAACGGUAUUGUGGAAUCCCGCAAGGUGCCGAUCGACAUUACUCUGUCCUUGCCCAUGUUCCUACGCCUAUACCUCAUAUGCAGAGUGAUGCUUCUGCAUAGUAAACUGUUCACAGAUGCCUCAUCCAGGAGCAUUGGAGCACUCAACCGAAUCAACUUCAAUACGAGGUUCGUCCUCAAGACCCUCAUGACCAUUUGUCCGGGAACGGUGCUCCUGGUCUUCAUGGUUUCUCUGUGGAUCAUCGCUUCGUGGACGCUGAGACUCUGCGAGAGAUAUCACGACGAGGAGCAUGCUAAUUUACUUAACACUAUGUGGUUGACGGCCAUUACUUUUCUAUCUGUCGGUUACGGCGACAUAGUGCCCAACACCUACUGUGGCCGCGGCAUCUCUGUGAGCACGGGUCUUAUGGGCGCCGGGUGCACGGCGUUGGUCGUUGCAGUCAUCGCCCGAAAACUCGAGCUAACUCGAGCAGAGAAGCACGUCCACAACUUUAUGAUGGACACUCAGCUGACCAAAAGGUUAAAGAAUGCAGCCGCCAACGUGCUCAGAGAAACGUGGCUUAUAUACAAGCACACUAAAUUAGUAAAACGGGUUAGUUAA